Peromyscus leucopus (white-footed mouse) is the source of this 1052-nucleotide messenger RNA. RefSeq names its product major urinary protein 4-like. The record is from RefSeq and is a predicted model, not a curated record. Lineage: Eukaryota; Metazoa; Chordata; Mammalia; Rodentia; Cricetidae. The coding region runs from base 214 to 783 and encodes 189 amino acids. The transcript is spliced from 7 exons. Gene Ontology annotation, molecular function: small molecule binding; odorant binding.
CCAAGUCUGAGAAGGGCAGGAGCAAUCCAUGGCCUCACAUCAGUAAUUGAGAAAACACUACAGAGGGUGAGGGAAGGUGGAGAAGAUCCAAAAAAAGAAACAAAAACAGAAAUCCACUGAACUCAGAAAGUAUAUAAUGCGUUGGGGAGCGGAGGGCAGUCCCACUGGGAAAGACUCAGUCCUGACGAAGAGACCAUUCUGUUCCCUACCGAAAUGAAGCUGCUGUUGAUGCUGCUGCUGCUGGCUUUGGAGCUGACUCUAGUCUGUGUCCACGCAGAAGGAGAAACUAGUGCCAUGGGAAAGAACUUUAAUCCAAAAAAGGUAGAAGGGAAAUGGUAUUCCGUUGGCCUGGCCUCUGACAAAAGAGAAAUGAUAGAAGAAGAUGGCAGCAUGAGAGUUUUUGUGGAGGACAUCCAUGUCUUUGAGAACUCUUCCUUGGCUUUUAAACUCCAUACUAAAAUAAACGGAGUGUGCACCGGGCUGUAUUUAGUUUGUGAUGAAACAGAAAAGGAUGGUGAAUAUUUUGUUGAAUAUGAUGGGCACAAUAAGUUUACUAUGCUUGAUACAGACUAUGAUGGUUAUGUUAUAUUUCAUCUCAGAAAUGUCAACAAUGGGGAGACGUUCCAGCUGAUGGAGCUCUAUGGCCGGAAACAAGACUUGAGUUCCAAAAUCAAGGAAAAGUUUGCGGAGCUAUGCAAGAAGCAUGGCAUUGUUGAGGAAAACGUACUGGACCUAACUGAGGCUGAUCGCUGUCUCCAGGCCCGAGAUGGAGGAAAGGCCUGAGCUUCUGGUGUCGAGUGGGGACCCUUCACCUGGACCUCAGCAUCAUCCCUCCCUGUCCACACGCCGUCCUGUGACAAGUUCUGUGAUCUGAUUCCCAUCGCUGACACCCAGGAAAGCUUACUCCCUGCAUCCCCAGAAUCUUCCCUGAUUACCUGGGAGGACUCAUGGAGAAUCAAAGGCUUUCUUUUAAAUUUCUUUUUGCCACACCCACAACUCUCCAUGAAUGUCCUCCUCUCCCUGUUCAAUAAAAGAUUACCCCUGCAGUUACA